Molecule: messenger RNA, 1720 nt
Organism: Sebastes umbrosus (honeycomb rockfish)
Lineage: Eukaryota; Metazoa; Chordata; Actinopteri; Perciformes; Sebastidae
Gene: zcchc4
Product: zinc finger, CCHC domain containing 4
Exons: 13
Coding region: 112-1599 (495 amino acids)
Biological process (GO): rRNA methylation
Cellular component (GO): cytoplasm; nucleolus
Molecular function (GO): rRNA (adenine-N6-)-methyltransferase activity; zinc ion binding; nucleic acid binding
Source: RefSeq, a predicted model, not a curated record
GAGGAAGAAGAAGAAACUUGCAUGGCUUCCACAUGCAUGUCUGGGCUGCAUCACUGAACUGACCUGUCUUAUUAAAACGUGUAGUGUGAAGUUAAAGAACAGAGUAACGACAUGGAUGUAAGCGAGGCAGCCGACGACAGCUUUGGAAUAGAAGUGAUUCUUCCAGAGGGCGAGAAGACAGCUCCAUGUUGUCCACAUGGUCCAACCUUGCUGUUUGAGAAGGUUGUUAAAGGAGGAGAGACAGGCAGGAGGUUUUAUGCCUGCUCAGCCUGCAGAGACAGAAAAGACUGCAACUUCUUCCAGUGGGAAGAGGACAAGGUGUCUGAGGCCAGGCUGGUGGCCAGAGAAGCAGAGAACAAGUCAAAGAGACCCAAGUUCAGCCACCAGGAGUACUGCAACAGGUCUAGAAAGUUUGCCUCCCUCCCGCUGCAUGAGAAGAAGCUCUGUCAGAAUUGUCAGCUUUUGCUGCUGCCGGCGGAGUACGACGCCCACUCCUCCCACAGAAUCACGGCCGUGUCCGCGGCUCAGCUGAGGAGGCCCAGCGUGCUGCUGCGUCCUCUGGACAACAAGAAGAGCAACGCCCAGUACCUGUUCACCGACCGCAGCUCCCACUUCCUGCUGGACUCCCUGGCCGCUCUGGGAUACACCAAGGUGCUGUGUGUGGGCACACCCAGACUUCAGGAGCUGAUCAAGCUGCGAAACCUGGAGCAGAUUCAUAAGCCGAUGCAGAGUCUGCUGCUGGACAUUGACUUCAGAUACGCUCAGUUCUACAGCCAGGAUGAAUUCUGUCACUACAACAUGUUCAACCAUCACUUCUUUGAUGGAGAGACGUCCAGUGGCGUCCUGCAGGCCUUCCUCGCAGAGAGCGACGGCCAGAAGGUGGUGAUGGUGGCCGACCCUCCGUUCGGCGGCCUGGUGAAGCCUCUGGCCAACACGUUCUCUCUGAUCUCACAGACAUGGAGGAAGCUGCAGAGUUCUGACUGCAGUAGCACCGACGUGCCCAUGAUGUGGAUCUUCCCAUAUUUCUUUGAGCCUCGCAUCCUGGAGUGUCUCCCCUCGCUCACCAUGCUGGACUACCAGGUGGACUAUGACAACCAUCCUCUGUACAAACACGGGAAGACGGGCAGGAAGCAGUCUCCUGUCAGACUCUUCACUAAUAUUCCACCCCGCGAUGUCGUCCUGCCCAAAGAGGAGGGCUACAGAUUUUGCUCCGUAUGUCAGAGAUUCGUCGUGUCCCUCAACAAGCACUGUGCUAAAUGCAACGUCUGCCCAUCCAAGGACGGCCGAGAAUGGAGGCAUUGUUCUACAUGUGAGAAAUGUGUGAAACCAUCUUGGAAACACUGCCAGCCCUGUGGUCGCUGCGCCCUCCCAGACCACCCGUGUGGACGCGGCGAAGGGAAAGAGGGCUGCUUCAACUGUGGCAGCGUGGAGCACAAACGCAAAGGGUGCCCUCUCAAAGACGCACACAGGAUCAAUCGUCGGUUCAAUGCAAAGAGUGGAAGCAAAAAUGUAUCCCGUCGUCCCCUGUGGAAGCCUAAAGCGAAGAGGAAGUCUGGAGCAGCUCGCAGAGCCAAGAAGUUGACUGCCACGUCUAAGUGACUCAGCAUUCAUGCAGUCUCUUGUCAGCUAUGCAAACACAAGCACAAAGAGUCAUUUGAUUUCAACUCACAUGCUGUUAUAACAGUGUUUUAGUACAAUAAAAAGUAACAUAAAAAGAGAA